AUCGUUUGCCUGCGGCCAGCGCCAGGCUGCCGGCGCCGGGGCCGGGGCCGGGGCCGGGGCCGGUGGAGCGCGGCUCCCGGCUGCUCGUAGGCAGUUUCACUCGCUGAAGCUCAGGCGCCUGUCAGUUAAGGUUCCGGGGAUGUCGUUUUAAGAGGGCCCGUGACAAAUAGGAUAUACCGUCCCCAUCGGGCGAGGGCUAACGUCCUUGCCUUGACAAGAACCUGCAGCCGUAAAGCGAGUUUAAUUCUCUGACAAGAAGACUGGAGGCAGCUGCCGUGGCAUUGUUUACUGUGAUAAAUGGGAUUCUUCCCUGAAAACCCCGGAGGUGGCAUUUGUCUGGUUGUAAAUAAUGAGACAGACCGCAAUGGAUUUCAGCUCCUCGUCGGUGUUUGAUCAGCACAAAGGUGAUGCAGCAGAAGAGAUUGACUUGACUGUGGUUUACCAAGCAGCCGCUAAUGGUGAUGUGAACACACUAACAGCAGUGAUUCGAGAAGAUCCUUCCAUCCUGGAGUGCUGUGACAGCGAGGGUUGCACACCUUUGAUGCAUGCUGUGUCAGGACGCCAGGUUGAUACAGUGAAGCUUCUGUUGAAGAUGGGAGCCAAUAUUAAUAUUCAAGAUGCUUGUGGACGUACCAGUUUAUCUCUGGCAACUUAUCUGGGGUGGCUGGAAGGCUGUGUCAGCCUGCUCAGAAAUGGUGCUAAGCAAAACAUACCUGACAAAAAUGGGAGGUUGCCACUACAUGCUGCUACUGCAGAGCCUGACGUGAGGCUUCUGAAUGUGCUUCUGCAGCAGUCAAAUCUUAGUGAAAUUAAUCAUCAGGACAAUGAGGGAAUGACUUCGCUCCACUGGGCUGCUUUCCACAACAGGCCCCAGCACACCCAGACUCUGCUGCACAAGGGAGCAGACCCGACUCUGGUGGACAAAGACUUCAAAACAGCUCUGCACUGGGCAGUACAGAGUGGCAACAGGAUUCUGUGUUCCAUCAUUCUGGACCACUACCAGGGACCAUCAAUAAUAAACUACGAUGAUGAGAAUGGCAAAACAUGUAUGCACAUUGCUGCUGCUGCAGGCUACAGUGAUAUUAUCAGUGAGCUGGCUAAAGUCCCAGAGUGCAACCUGCAGGCCCUUGAUGUGGAUGACAGGACGCCUUUGCACUGGGCUGCAGCAGCAGGGAAAGCUGACUGUGUGCAGACACUGCUAGAACUGGGGAUAGACAGCAGCCCUCGAGACAUCAAUGAAAACACUCCUCUGACAUAUGCAGUGUACUGUGGGCACACAGCAUGCAUCAAGCUGCUGUCUCAGGAGAGCAGUAGAUCUGAGCCAGUUCAUCAGUUUUCCUCCCAGAACAACAGAUUCCUAAAGAAAGAAGGACGAUUCAGUAUGCUGAACCACAUCUUCUCCUGCAAAAAGAAGAAAGAUGAUCAGAAAACUAGUCAGAAGGAGAGAAGCAGAGACCGAUAUCCUACAGAAGAGACCUCAGAAGUAGAUGACAUCAUCACCACUUUUGACUGCAUUAUGGACACAAAUUGCAGAGACAUUCCAGAUGAGUGUGUGACCACCACUGACUUUAAAAGAAGGAGCACAGACACAAAGUACCUUAUACCAGAAAAGAAGCAACCAGAGUGUCAGGGACUUCUGCCCGUCAGAACCCAGAGCCUCCCCCCAGUCACUGCAGGCAAUUCCUUCCUAACUGCUUCCCAGAGCACAACUUCAAGCUUCUCCUCCAGCACCAGCACCCACCAUUUUGCACACAAGUCUCAAAAGAGUAGGAGUGAACACAACUUGCUGGACCACAGAAGCAGCUGCCAGGCUUUGUUGGAUGAUCCCUGGAACGCAGACUCUAACCAACCACUCUCCUACAAAGUCUGUAAUCGGACUCCUUCAGACAAACUGAUAAAUGGCUUAAACUCUGAUAGAUCUCACCAUGUGCUUUUGUGCCCUCCCCGCCUUCCCUCACUUCCCAGUUCUCCAUCAGGUAAAAAUUUUCAACAGAUGUCUGUAGACCAACACAAGAUAAAAAAUCUUACUCCUGUACAGAACAGCCUAGCUCCCAUACCCAACCACUAUGCUCACAAAAACUUACCUUUAAGGUUUAAAAGGCCAGUGCUAACAGUGCUUACAACUGCCUUCUGUGAGCUGAACCAAAAUCAUCAACUCAAACCAUGGAGGCCACUGGAAAGCUGUAGGAUGAGUUCAGUUCUCUACUGACACGCUCUGUUUCAGCCAGCAGUCUACUCUGAAAAGUUUCUUGUAUUACUGUGCCACCCAGAUACAUGCAGCCAUGGAAAUAAAAUCCACAUUAGCAUAACUCCCUUGUUUAAUGUUCUAAACUCCACAAUCCUAAUUUACUAACCCAAAUGUUGGGCUAAGUUCAACAGCUGGGCCAGCUGAAACUAACAAGUACCAAUUGUUUCAAGUGAUGACUUAAAUUAUCCUAAUUUAAAAUGUGAAUAAAGCCUGUAGACUUUCCUCUCUGCACUAACCUUCACUGUUUAUGGUUUUCUUUGAAUAUGCCAUUAUGUAAGUAGAAGCUUUACUUACCCUCUGGCCCAUCUUCUCUACUCUGUCAGAACAUCAAGCUAACUCUCACAUUUAUGUGCAUUUCUGCAAGUUUACAAUCUGCAAGAGCGUGACAAAUUCUGCAUUCCACACAACAGAGGUUGUUGGGGGGGGGGGGGGGGUUGUUGAUUGCUAUGCAUAACCACAUUGUAUUAUUUAACUAUGUAAUAGUAUUACAUCGACAGUCAAGUUGAUUUUUCUAUUCCAAACAUUCUUCAAGAAAAAUUUUAAUUCCUCAGCUGCCUGAAGCUGAGAGAUGUCAGAGAUCUGUGUCAAAAUGUUCUCUAAAUAAAGAGACCUUCAAAGAAAUGCCACCACAGGUGUGAACUACUUCCUUUCAAGCACAUCUACAACAAUCUCAAUCCUAGAGUUAGUCUGAGAAACCAACUCUCGAGCUAUUUUUAAAUAUAUUUUCAUAACAGAAAUUGUAUCUCAGCUCAAGCGAGAAUUUUUAGGGAGAAGAAUACCCUAGUGACACUUUUGAUUUGGCAGCCAUCUGGAUUUCUUCAAGAGUCUGAAUUCUGCUGGGGAGUAUUCCUUUCUUCUGUUCUCAGGAGAUCCCAGAAAGUAGUCAGCACUGACCCUCCAGCUGUUGAAAUGUUAUACACAUGGUAGGAUGAACAGUGUUAACUCCUUAGUGUUAACUCCUUAGUGUUAACUCCUUAAUAACAUCAACAGACAGUAAUGUGAUGCUUUAUUGGAAACACACAUUAUAUGAACUCUCAAACAGCCAUGUCACAACAUCAAAUGGUUGUAAUUAGUUCCAGUACAUCAGGGUAUGGUGUACCACCUCAGUGUAAUGACAUGUAUUUGUUCAGGCAUUUUUGUUUUGGUUUUGUUUUUUUUUUUCACUAAAACUGUCAGUCUGUCAUUUUUAAACUGAUUACCCAAUCUUCCUGGGCAGGUCUCCCAGAGUAUGUAGUCUUGUCUGUACAGUGAAUAAGAAAACAUUGAAUAAGAAUACUUGGUGAUGUGGGGUGGUUGGGUAGGUUUUUUGUUUUGUUUUUAAUGGUAAAGGAGUGUCACCUGAAUGUUGAAAUUCUAGGAAAACAAAACCAGUUCAUUUCUGCUGUGUACCCUGAAAAAAAUGUCGCUUUCUUUAUAAAAACGGUAUGUUCCUUCACUUAUUUCAGUGGUGUUCUCAAUGGAUUAGUAUGAUACACUAUUUUUAAAUCAGAACUUGCUUCCUGAGGCUCACACUUGCCACCCCAACCCCUUGCAAAGAGGAAAUGGUAGUGCCUAGUUCGGCACAACAGAGCAGCAUAGCAACAAAAUGGAAGGAAAGAUGACAAUGAUGUGUUGAGCUCUGAGUCCCAUGUGCCUAUACAGAGGCACUCUGGAAAGCUGUUGCCAAGGGGCAAGGAAGGAACUGAGGAACAACCACAAGAUGCCACAUUUCCAAGGUGAAGCUCACAAUGUGAUCUGAGCUAAAUCAAGAGCUUCGAGGAGGUAUUCACAGUAGUUGUGAAAGCAACUAUUGCCACUGGAUCCUAAGUGACCAGCAAAUAAAUCAAAAUAAGAUAUUCAUGAGAGGUAGCAGCAUGGUGUCUGACUUGAUCUGAUUAUUUUUCAAGAAUAUCUGCAGGGCUAUGCUUCCUACAUACAAAGAAACAAACACCAGAAAACAGUUCCAGUUUCUGCAUUCAAAAAUGGGAACCUACUUUCCAGGCAGAGGAGCUUACUCCUUCUCUUCCCAUUGUCAUCCUAACAGUGACUCUCCCUUUUCUUGUGGAUUCCUGGUGACCUUCUGCUGUGAACACACACUGAUUUUCACACCACCCAUUCAUACUGGCCAGCACCAACAUAGCUAACUCAGGCACCACCUCAGGAAUGUGUUCUAUAUACAUGCAAACUGUUCAGCUUUGUACAGCUGUGCCAUAUAGUGCUAGGACUGUGCUAACAGUUUUGACUUUCUGGGAAUACUUAUCCAAUUUAAAUUAAGAUCUUACUGGCAAGUAUGCUUAAUAGCCUCUAGCAAGAGUUUAAGAAAGUUACCAAGAAACACGUUUAUGAGAGAGUGGAAUGUCACUGAGCAGUGGGGCACGUGACAGUAAGUUGUACUGGGAUUUAUAAAAGAGAAACCAUUUAGGGUGUGAUUUGUGUGGUUGGCUUGAACAGCAAAAAAAAAUGCAAAUUCCAUUAUGCAAAAUACUCUUUCACUUUGCAGUAAGCAUAACUGGAAAUACAGCUUGUGGCAGAAGCCAGCAUUGCCUCAGACUGCAUCCGUCCUCUCCCAAGCUGCAGGCAAAUCCUUUACUAUUCAUUCUUGUUCCGUUACACUCUAAUUGCACUAAAGUCCAUCUUUUAUACAUAAGACGUGACUACUUAUUUAACUGUUUGUAAUUGAUUUACUUAUAUCAAAGUAGCACCUGGACAUUCCAGUGAAGACUUAAAUCUCAUUGUGCUUCUUACUGUGUAAAUACAUUACAAGAAGUAGACCCUGUAAUCGCAAAAUUUAGAACUGAAAUAAGCAGGCUACACAUAGAGUAGCGAGAGUAACAGCAGUGGUGAAAUGAAACAAUUUGGUCAAGGUAAAACAGCAAAGAUUUCUUGGCUGGUUUCUUGAUUCAGCCAUACUUAUUGUUAGUACCUUUCUGAAAUUGAAAAUAUGGUGGCUGUUUGCAGUUAAUGACUGAAAAUGGUGGUAUUCUCAUGUCAUUCUCCAUCAAUAUCAGUCACUCUGGUUAUCAACAUGGCUCAACAGGAAAUGAAGCUUACAGAGUAGCAAGGAGUGGUUUUUCCUUUUAUCUCCUUAAUUCAGAUCCUCCAGGUGUAAAAGAUAGAUCUGUUAUUUGGAGACAGCAAGGCUAAGCUUAUACAUUUCUGACAUCCAUGAAUCAGAAAGAAUAUUUGCUGAUAGCAUGUUGUAAAAUUCACCCGUUUCUCCAUAGAACUAUGGUAAGAAAAUCGUAAAAGUCAUGAACUUCAUUCCCCAUUGUGUUUUUCUUUAUGUGAGCUCUGUGAAACAACGUUCAACAAUGAAAUAAAUGGUGCUUUACAUGACACUUUGAUGAAACCA
Messenger RNA from Aquila chrysaetos chrysaetos, 5579 nucleotides. RefSeq names its product ankyrin repeat domain 55 (gene ANKRD55). NCBI's taxonomy places the organism in Eukaryota, Metazoa, Chordata, Aves, Accipitriformes, Accipitridae. Gene Ontology annotation, molecular function: protein binding. The record is from RefSeq and is a predicted model, not a curated record. The transcript has 11 exons. Bases 350 to 2209 code for a protein of 619 amino acids.